Molecule: messenger RNA, 3994 nt
Organism: Lates calcarifer (barramundi perch)
Lineage: Eukaryota; Metazoa; Chordata; Actinopteri; Centropomidae
Gene: slc22a3
Product: solute carrier family 22 member 3
Exons: 11
Coding region: 353-1999 (548 amino acids)
Biological process (GO): transmembrane transport
Cellular component (GO): membrane
Molecular function (GO): transmembrane transporter activity
Source: RefSeq, a predicted model, not a curated record
AUGGAGUGCUUCACUUAUAAAAAAAGAUAUAAACUGAAGAUCAAAAAACCAAAACAAACAAAUUGAGAAAGAUAUCUCUCCUUAAUUGGAAUACGGAUGGUGCAGGGACAAAAGAAGUAAAGGGGCCCUUGGUAUCUUGCACAGGGCCCAGGCUGUUUGGUAACGCUGUACUUUUAAUGACAUGAUAAGCUUACUCAGUUCCUUGAAAAGAUGACCAGUGAACUCAAGCGUGAGAAAGAAAUGAUCAACACUCCCGCCCCACUGAUCUCUUUAAAGACUCCUCUCCUCUGAGACCCUCUCAGAUUGGAGCUGCUUUAACAGACUCUUAACAGACAUCAGAUCAUCACUAGAGAUGGCAAAUGUUGACAAACUCAUUGAGCACAUAGGAGAUUUUGGGCCUUUCCAGAAGAAGAUUGUCACACUUGGUUCACUUCCGGUGAUACUUUUUGCUUUUGUACUUGUUGGGGUUGUUUUCUUGGGGCACACUCCAGAUCACUGGUGUUGGAGUCCUGAAUCCGAGCGCCUCCAGGAGGAAUGCGGCUGGACGGAGGUCGAGGUGCAGGCAGUCACUGUUCCCAGCUCUGAGCAGUCAGGAUCCUUCAGCCGCUGUCAGAGGUUGGACGUGGACUGGAGCAAAAGUCAAAACAAAUGCAAUGAACUUGACUGGCUGUUGACUUCUAAUGCAACCCGGUUGGUGCCUUGUGACAGUAGAUGGAUGUUUGAUAAAAGCCACAGCACCAUUGUUUCUGAGUUCUCAUUGGUCUGUGAGAAAUCCUGGCUUGCUGAUCUGAAUCAAGUUUUCCUGGCAUGUGGAUUUUUCAUCGGAGCUUUUGUCACUGGCUACCUGGCUGACAGGUUUGGUAGAAAGCCAUGUUUGAUUGUGUCGAUGCUUGGCCUCGGUAUCUCAGGUGUAGGGGUCAUGAUGUCACCUUGGUACUCUGUGCUGCUCAUCUUUAGAUUUCUACAGGGUUUUUUUGGAAAGGGAGCGUGGACGGCCACCUAUGUACUUGUGAUUGAGUUCUUCGGAUCAAACAACAGGAAAUAUGUGUCCAUGGCGAGUCGGACUUUCUACUCAACUGGCAUGGUCAUCCUGCCUGGUCUGGCUUAUUACCUGUCUUCCUGGAGGACUCUGCAGCUGGUCAUGAGUGUGCCCUGCUUUGUGUUUAUCUCAUACCACUGGCUUGUUCCUGAAUCUCCACGUUGGCUGUUUUCACAAAAAAGAACCACAGAAGCCAUGAGUGUUGCUGCGAUCAUUGCAAAAUGCAAUGGGAGGUCUUUACCACAUGAUCUUCCUGAGAUAAUUCUUGUGGAGGAAAAGAAAGAAGUAAAUCCUGUAGCUAUUAUGGAUUUGUUUAGGACACCAAAUAUAAGAAAAAACACACUCAUUUUAACUUACGCCUGGUUUACCAGCACUAUUGUGUUUCAAGGCCUGGUCCUGCGGCUUGGGAUCACAGGCGAUGACCUCUUCUUAAAUUUCUUCAUUUCUGCUGUGGUGGAGCUUCCCACUGGCCUCAUCUUCUACCUGCUGGUAGACAGAGUCGGUCGACGCUCCCUCAUGGCCUUCACCAACUUAACUGGCGGCAUCGCCUGCCUCAUAAUCCCCUUCAUCUCCACGGAUCUUGUCUGGUUGAAAAAGUCGAUUGCAAUCAUUGGGAGGCUUGCUGUUGCCAUUGGAUUUGAGACUGUGAAUUUUGCAAACAUGGAGAUAUAUCCGACACCUCUGAGAAACUUGGGCGUGUCAGCGUGUUCAUCAGCCAGCGACAUCGGAGCAAUUGUAGCACCAUUUUUGCUCUACAGACUGGCCAGUAUCUGGCAGGAGUUGCCUCUUCUUCUUUAUGGUGUGAUGUCGGUGCUGUACAGUGGACUGGUGACAAUGUUGCCCGAGAUGCGUGGAGUAGCACUGCCAGAGACCAUAGAGGAUGUAGAGAAUCUAAGAGGGAGAAAAGACAGGUCAAAGUAUGCAGAGGGAGAUGGCUUGAUUGUACAAUUGACACCGUGAGGUGCUGGAACAUUACUGGAUUAUUUUCUACAUAUGUGCUGUGUUUACAAUACACAUGAUGCCCUACUGUAGUCUACUCAUUAGAUUUACAGCCACCAGUGAAAUGCACUGCUGUGGUUGUUACUGCAGACUUUUGUUACAUUAGAUGAUCUAAGGGGUUUAAAGGUGUUGUCACUAGUGCACUGUGAGAGGAGGCAACAAAGGAAGUGUUUUAAAAUUAUAUGAAAGGUUGCAAAUCUUUGCAGCCUCACACCUCAACAACGCAAAUUUUCAGUGAUGGAAUUAUGCUUAUUUAAGUUAAGAUUGAGGACCUUACAUCACCUUAUGCUUUAUGGAAGUUUGGGUGAUGAAACUUAAAAAUAACAGAUGCUCUUGUAGAAGACUUGUUAACUGAUAAACAUGAGAUUGAAAAGAAUAAGUGCUUGGUGAUAUUUAAUAUAUUCCUUCCUGUGAACCAAUCCCAUGAAAAGACCAAAAUCAAAAACACAUUGUGACUCUGUGGCAUUAUUAUUUUUGAUAAACACAGGCGCUGUAUUUUAUUCUGAGUCAGUCUCACAUAAGUCAUCUUGCCGCUGUUAAUGAAAAUAGUUCCCAACAAAUGCACUAUUUACUCCUGUUGGAGUAAUGUUUACUAACAACUACAGUCCCCAGCUGUUUCAUAGUCAAAAGUGGGAUUUGGCUGAGAGUCACAGAAAGAAUAGAGAAGUCUGAAAGUUUUGAGAAACUGACUAGAGACUGGGUUAUACGAGAAGUGAUUCUAACAUGUUGUCUCACCAUAUUGUAAACCCACAGUGGUUAUAGUGUUUAAGGAGGAGUGAGAGCCAUCAAAGACACACAAUUAUUCACAUGAAAAAUGACGAUUCUAGCCAGAGAGGAGAAGAGAAGAAGCCAGAGAAGAAGCCAAACCCUGGCUUCUUUCUCACCUCUGCACAUAUGGCCAAUCACAGUGUGAAGUGGGUGUGAAUGUUGGAUUGUGGGUUUUGGGGUGGGAAAAUUACAGAAAUACUCAGACACAGACCCCCCCCCUCUAAUCCGAAGUUGGAAAGGUGUCAGGGAAGGGGAUUUCCGAAGCCAUGUGACCAUCCAACAGGCUCCUGAUAUCUGAGGAUGAUACUCGUCGCUUAACACAGUGUUGGUUUUGGUCUUCUCAUGGGAUAAGAAUAACAACUUAUUUUUUAUUCUCAACUGCGAGGCAUAGAAGCAAAAUAUUUUUGUCUUGAGUUUUUGAUUUCUAUCUGCAUGUCUAUUUUCACAAUAACACCACCAAAACUUUUAAUUUGUUUCACUACUACUUCAAAUGUUAUCCAAUCAUCCCCUAAUAGUUUUCCAGAUCUUUUAGGUGUGGCGUAUUUGACAACUGCCACAAAACUCGCUCCUAAAACUUAAACUUAUCAACUCACAGUGAUCCUGCAAAGUAGUAGUAGUAGUAGCAAAUAAACAGAAAUAUGCUGAUGAUUGCACCUGUUUCUCAACUGGAUCAUGUCAGAAAAUGUAAUGUGUUUUUCCUUAAAAGGUGUCUUCUUUGCAUUUUCCAUCAUCCAGACAACAAUACCCUUGGUUGUUCAGGGUGCAGGGUUCAGGGCUGUACUGUAUAUCUAAUUGAAGGUUGGUUUUGUUAUAGGCCUUUGUUCCAUUGUAGGUUUACCCAGAGCAGCCAACAAAAGCUGCCCCACAUACAUAGUGCUGACUGAAUGGGGAGACAUGUAACCAUAAAUUGUGUUGAAAAUCAGUGGUAUGCAUGAGAAGCAGGAUUCCCUCAAGCGUAAAUAUCCAUGUCGCUGCGAAACGGAGGAUGGAAAUCUCUCAUGGUGACUGUGGAAAUGUCUGUGAGACUACUGCACGCUGUCUGCGUCACAUGACCACCUCUGCAGCACAGUUAGAAUAUAUUAUACACACUUAAAUACAUGUAAACAGCUGCACCAGCAAACCCUAGAGAGAAAUCAAAACGUGCAUUUUUGUUGAUGGAAAUGUCUUGAUAACGAAUAAAGAGAAAAU